AUGCGGCGCCAGGCGGAACAAGGGGAUGUUGAUUUCAUCACGGGAGACUACCUUGCGGAGGUGAGCUUGGCGGAGAAUGCCGAGGCAAUGCGCGCCGGACAGCACGAUGGCUGGUUCUCUACAUGCUGGGAUGGCAUCGAGCAGAGUCUAGACAUCGUCGCGGAGAAGAACAUCAAGAUCAUCGUCAAUGGGGGAGGGUUGAAUCCUCGUGGUCUCGCGGAAAAGGUCCAGCGACUGGUUGGCGAGAAAGGAUACCUAAUCAACGUUGCGUUCGUGUCUGGUGAUGACGUGUUGCCCGAAAUCAAGGAUCAGCUUCAACAGACAGGAGAGUUACCACCACAUCUCGACUCCGAAAACACCGAAGUCCGCCUCGAUGAACGGACGCUGACGUUUCGAGACAUGAACCGUAAGCCGCUCGUCGCUGCAAACGCUUACCUAGGUGCUCGAGCCAUCCUCGCGGCCCUCGACGUUGGAGCGGAUAUCAUUAUUUGUGGCCGUGUGGCCGAUGCGUCCCCAGUCAUCGCCGCGGCGUGGUGGUGGCAUGGUUGGCGAGCGACCGACUAUGACCAGCUGGCCGGGGCACUACUUGCUGGCCACCUCAUCGAGUGUUCCGGAUACGUGACGGGGGGCAACUUCUCGGGAUUCGACGCCUUUGACCUGGACUUGCUGGUCGACAUCCCGUUUGGAAUCGCCGAGAUCGCCAAGGACGGCAGCUGCGUGACCACUAUGCAUGACACGGGAAAAGGGGUGAUCAAUGUCGACGUAGUUCGUUGUCAACUACUGUACGAGCUGCAGGGCGCGAUCUAUCUCAACAGCGACGUUUCGGCUGACCUUACGAAUGUGAAACUAGAACAGGAUGGGAAAAACCGCGUCCGUGUCACCGGUGUCAAGGGUAGUCCACCACCGGCCACGACAAAACUGGGUAUCUUCUACCGUGGUGGCUAUCAGUGUCAACUGCUGCUCAAUGCCACAGGCUACAAUACGGCACUCAAGUGGAAAUUGCUAGAGAAGCAGGUCAAGUACGUCCUCAAGCAGAAAGGAAAGCUGGAGGACUUUGACGUGAUCGACUUUCAAGUCGUCGGAACACCUCAAGCAAACCCGCGCACUCAACUGAAUAGUACCACAUACUGUCGCAUAUUCGCUCAGGCAAGCGAUGAGGCCACAGUAGCGUGCCUUCGAGCCGCGUGGGCGGAAUUCGUCAUGCAACAUUUCUCUGGUCUUCACUACGCUCUAGAUUUCCGUAGCGCAGCUCCAAUGCGCUACAUCGCAUAUUACCCGGCAUUGUAUCCACAGAAUUCUCUCAAGGAGUUUGCCCAUAUCUUGAAACCCGACGGCUCGAUUGGCCAGACUCUGACGGCGGGCCACCCACCCCGGUACGAAGCCAUCGAGAAGAGAACAAACUUCGACACGGAACCAACGUUUGUCCCCUCGAGACCCGAGACCAAAGUUGUCCGUCUAGGCGACGUGGCCCUCGGCCGAUCCGGCGACAAGGGCGCCAACAUCAACUUUGGCAUUUUCCCCAAGACGUCCAAGAUCUGGCCGUGGUUCCGGGGCUUCAUGUCUCGGGGCCGUCUACGAGAAUUGAUCGGCGACGACUGGCGGGACAGAUAUUUCAUCGAGAGAAUGGAGUUCCCGGGCAUCCACUCGGUGCAUUUUGUGGUUUAUGGCAUUCUGGAUCGUGGUUCGAGCAGCACCGUCGCCUUGGACAAUCUGGGUAAAGGCUUCGCAGACUUUAUCAGGGACAAAUGGGUGGAAGUUCCCGUGGAGAUUUUGGACCAGUUAUCAUCAUCAUGA
Molecule: messenger RNA, 1794 nt
Organism: Fonsecaea pedrosoi CBS 271.37
Lineage: Eukaryota; Fungi; Ascomycota; Eurotiomycetes; Chaetothyriales; Herpotrichiellaceae
Exons: 5
Coding region: 1-1794 (597 amino acids)
Source: RefSeq, a predicted model, not a curated record